This is a messenger RNA of Clupea harengus (Atlantic herring), 3521 nucleotides long. It is a transcript of the gene foxa3, whose product is annotated as forkhead box A3. The record is from RefSeq and is a predicted model, not a curated record. Lineage: Eukaryota; Metazoa; Chordata; Actinopteri; Clupeiformes; Clupeidae. Gene Ontology annotation, biological process: anatomical structure morphogenesis; cell differentiation; regulation of transcription by RNA polymerase II. Gene Ontology annotation, molecular function: protein domain specific binding; RNA polymerase II cis-regulatory region sequence-specific DNA binding; DNA-binding transcription factor activity, RNA polymerase II-specific.
CGUCAGAGGUUCGCACUGUACUUGCCCCAUAGCUAACAGACACCAGCGCUCACCGGGUCACUACUACCGCAGCGCUCCAGAGGAACCGUCACGGAUUUGUACUAAAAAUCUCAUGGGAAUAUACAUUUUUCCAUCACGUUAUUUGCUACUUCACAGAACAAUUUAAAAGCAAUGGAGAGCUGAAGAACUUUAGAAGAACAGAACUUUCGAGAACUUUACUCGAAAAUCUGAUCGAAUAAUUCAAUUUAUCCUGGUAAAUACGCAGUGUCUCUCGCCAGGACUGAUCAACUUUUAUCCUGCAUUUGCGUGGAAAGUGGAACGCAUAAAAAAACUGGAUUCUCAUUCAGACUGUUCAUUGGAAGUAAAACGCUCUGAGGCUUUGACCACUGAACCGAAAUAUUUAAUUUUUCUUUGAAGAAUUUUGUUCUAUAGACAUUUCACCUAUUUAAGGUUUAAUUGGGGAUGUUGAGCUCGGUGAAGAUGGAGUCUCACGAAAUACCAGAGUGGAAUGCGUUCUACAGUGAAGCGAGUGAGAUGUACGCCUCUCCCAGCACCAUGAAUUCCAGUCUGGGCGCCAUGGGAACCAUCAACAGCUACAUCAACCUGAACUCGGCUGGCUCAGCCUCCAUGAACAUGGGCUACCCCAGCCCAGGCCUGAGCAGCAGCCCGCUUGCCUCCAUGGGCGGCGGGCCCAACCACAUGAGUCUGUCCCCCGUGCCGACCUCCCUCAAUCACAGCUCGCUCACCCAGCUGGGCUCGCCGGCCUCCUCCCUGGGCUCCCUCUCCCACUACCCCAACAUGGGCCAGCCAGUGAGCCAGCUGAGCUACCCCUCGCCCAACUCCCUGAACCGCGCCAAAGAGGUGCCCAAGCCCUACCGUCGCUCGCUGACGCACGCCAAGCCACCGUACUCGUACAUCUCCCUCAUCACCAUGGCGAUCCAGCAGUCCAGCAACAAGAUGCUGACGCUGAACGAGAUCUACCAGUGGAUCAUGGACCUCUUCCCGUACUACCGCGAGAACCAGCAGCGCUGGCAGAACUCCAUCCGCCACUCACUAUCCUUCAACGACUGCUUUGUGAAAGUGGCACGCUCGCCCGACAAGCCUGGCAAGGGCUCCUACUGGACCCUGCACCCCAACUCGGGGAACAUGUUCGAGAACGGCUGCUACCUGCGGCGCCAGAAGCGCUUCAAACUCGAGGCAGACAAGAGCGCCAAGAAGGCCUCCGGGAAGUCUCAGGAGGGCGGCAGUGGCAGCGGUGGCAGCGCCAAGGGAGGCCACGGAGACAGCCUCCAGGGGGACCACAGCCCCACGACCGGCUCAGAGGGUGCGGAUUCGGCCCAUUCAGACAGCUCCCACCCCGGCUCGUCCUCUGAGGACCACCAGCAGCAGCAGCACCAGCAGCAGCAGCAGCAGAGGAGCCUGGUCCAGCUGGAGUGCCCUCCUCCCCCCUCCGUGGUCCAGAGUUCCCCGGUUCCCAUCCCGUCCUCUGUGCCCUCCUCCAUUGUGCCGGCAGGUGCCCACCUCCACUCCCAGUCUGUAGGGGGCAGCCCGCACCUCCUGUCUGGAGGCAUGCAGCACCUGGACCUCCACAACGAACAGCUCAAGUCCAUGGACCCGCACUACAACUUCAACCACCCCUUCUCCAUCACAAACCUCAUGUCCAACGAGCAGAAGAUGGACCUCAAGUCCUACCAGGACCAGGUGAUGGCCUACAAUGGCUACGCCACCUCCUCGCCCAUGGCAGCCAAACAGAUCUACGACCCCGCGGGGUCUUCCGCCAUAGACUCCGGUGCCUACUACCAGACCUUGUACAGCAGGUCCGUCCUAAAUGCGUCCUAACACAGAGGUCCACCAAAGCCAAAUCGAGAAGCCAAUGACUUUUUUUUUCUAAAUAAAAAAAAGGGGGGGGGGGGGGGAGAAACCCCCCCAUUGCUACGGACCUCAUAGGGGCCAACAAAAUGGCGACACUGCUCUAGUGUGGCCUGUUCACACUGAGCAAGAGAGGGACCACUAGUUAUCAGAGCUGAUAACACAUGGCAGUGUCGCCUGUAAAUUCACAGGAAAAAAAGAAAGAAAAAACCCACCCAUGCUGUGACUCUCCGACACACAGCACCACCUUUCCCCUCUCCUUCUCCUGUCAGCAGCUCCAUACUGGAUUGAUUCUGUUCUAACACAAGGAACCUCUGGACCCUGUCUCAAAAGGAGAGUCAUUCCACACCGUGCUAGUGCAUUUAUAAAAGGACUCAUUCUUGUCCCACAGAACCCUAAUAUCUGGGCCAGGGCCUUUUUUUUUUCUUCUUCUUCUUAAUAGAGGGCAUAAGGAAAUGGUCUGUUCUGAAUGUGCAUAGUCUGUAUAUAUAUACGUAGAAAGGACACGGUAGAUCUGCAUUUAUUUAUGAAGGGAAAAUUAAUAUAUCUUGUACAGUGCUGUGAUGUAAAGUUACAAACAUGUGAUAAAGGGAUUUUUUUCUUUUUUAAAUGAGAUUGUUUGGAAGGGGAAAAAAGCAUAGUUCAGGUUACUGCUAGCAGCAGUUGUUACUGCAUUACAGGGAAAACGUUUGUUUUGUGUUACAACCUAGUCAUCUCUCUGUUUGUAAACUUACAUUUAAGUUCUCUCUCUCUCCCCCCCCCCCCCAGAAAGAAAUAUAGUUGUUAAAAUGAUGUGUUGCAUACUUGGGUUAUUUGUGGAGAAACAGAAUGCUGCUUUCCUAAUCAGGGUGCUUUAUUUUGUCUGUCUCCCCUAAAGACCACAUUGAAGUAUCUGUGGUAAUUUUUAAUUUUUUUUUUAAACGUGAAUUUCAAAUGCCAUCUUAAACUACGGGAGCCCAUGGCAAUGUCCCCAGUGUCCCUCUUGUUAUAUAUUUUUAAAUUUUUCCUCCAUGUGUAAGUGACACAUGGCAUGGGUACUGUGGGGAGCAGAGUUACAGUUGUCUAGAUAGGGAUAACAGUUACUAAGAUAGGCCUGGGGAUGUAAAUGCACUCGAGGAGCAUUUACAUACAAUACUUUGCACUAGAGCUCCCACCAGCUCCGCACAGCUGGGCAGGGGAGGGGGAGUGGCAGAGAGAGAGUUACAACAAUGCCUUGUGACUACCUCUCAUUUACCCUAAAAAAAAAAAAAACAAGGGGUUGAAAAAAAACAAAAAAACCCUGACAAACUUAAAAUUGGAUCACUGUGACGAUGUCAGAGGGUUGGUCUAAACUGUGUCCUUUUGAAGGUUGGUGAUCGUGUGAUUGUGAGAGCCCUAUUGUGAGCUGACGCACGGCAAGAAGGCAACCAACCAAAAGGAACACUUUUUGUUUUAAAAGGAAACAAAAUGUUCAGGUCACGAUUAAUAUUAUUUGAUGCUAUUUAGUUAUGAGAGACUAUGUUUAUUUAACUCGGCUUUUGCUUUAAACUGGGAGGAUAUGUGUGUUAAUAUAUGUAUUGUAUAUGACUAUAUAAGGUGGACAUUGUAUGAUUUGAAUGUUGUGGUUUGGAUGUCGGAUCUUCUUUUCUUAUUAAAAAAAAACUACAAAGGAA